Catharus ustulatus (Swainson's thrush) is the source of this 2724-nucleotide messenger RNA. RefSeq names its product 5-azacytidine induced 2 (gene AZI2). NCBI's taxonomy places the organism in Eukaryota, Metazoa, Chordata, Aves, Passeriformes, Turdidae. Gene Ontology annotation, biological process: canonical NF-kappaB signal transduction. The transcript is spliced from 8 exons. The record is from RefSeq and is a predicted model, not a curated record. Gene Ontology annotation, cellular component: cytoplasm. The coding region runs from base 249 to 1415 and encodes 388 amino acids.
GCGGCGCCCGCCCGUUGGCGGGGACCGGCAGCGGCGUUUGUUGACUUCCUCGGAGGCGGCGGGGGCGGUGCCCAGCCCCGGGAACUCCCCGCGGUGGCGGAGGCCGAAGCCGCGGCCGGGCCGGCGGGGUGGGAGCGAUGGGCGCCCGAAGGGGCCCGAGCGGAGACCGUGAGGGGCGGCGCUGCCCCCCUGCCGAGCUGAGCGCCCGCCGCUGACCCGCCCGGCCCAGCGGGGCCCGGACAGCUGUCAUGGAGGAGUUGGUAGAGGAUGACAUCUGUAUUUUGAACCAUGAAAAAGCAGACAAUGCUCACAAGAGAGACAGCGAUAUUCCUGUUCCAUCGUAUACUGGAGAUGAGUCUGUUGCCUCACACUUUGCACUUGUCACUGCAUAUGAAGAUAUCAAGAAACGACUGAAGGAGACAGAGAAGGAGAACUCCUUCUUAAAAAAAAAAGUGAGAAUUUUAGAAGAGAAGGUGCUUGGCUCCCGGCUGGAAGAGGAAUGCAGCUCAGUUGGGCGGGAACAAGUCAAUAAGGCCUACCAAGCCUAUCGAGAGGCCUGCAUCGACCGUGAUCAUUUGAAAAGCAAGCUGGAAAAAAUGGCAAAAGAAAGCGCGGAAUCCUUGAAAAACUUGAAUGAACAGUUGCAAUCUAAAGAAGUAGAGCUGUUACAACUAAGAACUGAAGUGGAAACUCAGCAAGUGAUAAAAAGUCUGAAUUGUACUCAGGCUAACUGGGAAUUAGAGAAGCUGAGCAGUGACCUGAAAGUGCAUAGUCUGGAACAGGAUCUAGAAAAACUCAAGGAAGAGUGCAACAGUCUCAGGAAGGAGUUGCAAAAUUCCAAGAAGAAGGACCAGACUCAAUACGAAAAUCCAUUACAUGGUGACCACCUUCAAAGGCAAGACUUACAGAGUGUGCAACAAAUAUAUUGGGACCUGAAGAGAGAAAUGUCUAAUUUGCGUGUAGUGACUGACAAGCAAGCUGAGGUCCUACGAAAACUGAAAAGGAGCCCACCAGGAGCCAAGAAAGCUGCCUGUACUGCACCAGUGCAAUGUGUUGACUUGAACAUUUCAAAGCUGAAUUUGACAUCUGAGGUAGUCUAUAAAAACCUCUCACGAAACGAUAAAGCCCUUGGCAACACUGUGUCUCCCCCCAUGCUGAGAGAUGCCCAUGUCCCAUCAGAAAGGGUGACCCUACAAGCUUGGACAGAUGAGAGACCAAUUCCAGCUGAUGGCAAAAUAUUUCAGGAACACCAUUCUUAUGGAAAGAGCUCUCUGGAAGAUAAUUCCUGGGUAUUCCCAAGUCCUCCAAAGCCCAAUGAGAAUAUGUUUUGGGAAAUGAAAAAUAAUCCAACUUUGUUAAACUGUCCAGCAGAUUACUUGGAUCAGUGUAAUCAAAACUGUCUGUACAAGAGUUAAAACAAUUUUUAGAAUGAACUGAGGCAUUUUUGGAGUGAUUCUGAAUAGGCACCUUAAUGCUUGAACGUCUAAGGAGAGAAAACAAAUUCCUUGAAAUGUUCUUUAUUUUUAAUUCUAGUUCCAAAUCAGAAAGCCUAGUCUUCCUCUGCUGUAAAUCAGGAGCAAGUUCCUUGAUGUUAAAGCUGUGCUGGUAUAAUGUAAAUACAAAGAAAUCUAGCAUGGGGCCUAGAUAGUCUUGUACUGCAAAUGACAUACAUUUGCUAAAGGUUACACUCAAAAGUGAGUUUGUGGAAUAAAACAAAAUAAUCCAGUUCUGUAUUUGUUUGCUAAUUCUAUGUUACCAAGAAAAUACUUAGUAUCCAGUGUUAGAACUUGUACUAGCUCUAAGCUUAUAUUUGACAGUGUUCUUUUUCAGAAUAAGAAGAAUUGGAUUCUCUCUUCCUUCCUCCUUUCAAUUAGCUUUGAUUCCUCUGGUUUGUAAAUGUAUUUUUUCUGUAAUUUUUAACUAAGAAAGGUGAGAUUUUUGAAAAAAAAAAAAAAAUUUCAACCUUGAUUUAUAUGAGAAAGUGGCAAGAGAAAAACCACCCCUAGGCUAUCCUGUUUUGAUUGCCCCAUUUAGGGCUUGAUUGUGAAUUGUGAAGGACCGUAAGUAAUGCUGCUGAACACUGUGAGUCCUGGAGGUUUCCCUCAGUUUCCCUCAGUUCCUGCUGAAGGAAGCCACUGUAACUGCACAGCGGUGCCGCUGCAAACCCAGCGUGCUCACAGUGCAAUUUUCCGUAUUGUGCCUCCUUUGCACAGCACCACAACUGACUCAUUAUUCCUGUGAAUAAGGCUACUAACUUUUCUUUUGUUGAAGAAACAAAGCCUUAAUUUAAUCAGACUUGGUGUUGUGGCACUGUUGAUAUACAAAAGUAUUUUUGUGGUACCUUUAGUAUGCCACUGAGAACCAGAGCUACUGGAAUUCCAACUACCUGCUUUAUAGAUUAUGGGUGUCUAGGCACUACUUUUUCUCUUUUUUUUUUUUUUCUUUAUCUUAAGGCCAUGAACUGUUUCUAGACAAAUAUAAUUUAUGCCUUUUUUUGUUUGUUUGUAAACUUCUCUACUGCAUAGUUGGCUUAAUACAACAGGGUUAAGUGAAAUGUCUUGACUUCAAAAAGUUGAAGGAAAAAAGCAUUGUAUUUAGAGUCAUGAUACCUAACUUGUAAUGGGCAGGAAGAUAUUUAAUAUUGAGUAUGCUAUUUACAGAUGUGUGGGUGGGUGAAGUAUUCAGCUUCACAGAUCCAUCAAUUUAAUAAAAAUUAAUUUCACA